UCGCCACCUUCAACUCAUAGGACUUACGUUGCUGUUCUAAGGUUGCAGUUGCGUGGACAGCGCCAUGGCUCGCGCGCACAUCAAUCGCCUCUCAGACGACUUACUCAUUCGGAUCCUAUGGCACUUCGAUCAUUCCAAACCUAUCCAAUCCGACAGCGACAUUUUGUGGAGCUCUUGCUGGCCGAAGCCGAUGUACAUCACCUCGAAUCCUUUUACGAAAGAGCUUCGACUUAAGGACAGAGACGCUCCGAUCCCGACUCCUCCUGCCUUCACUGUCGCGCCUCUCAGCCGCAGCAGUCUGCCAUCGCUGGCGAAAGCUCGCUCAGCCUUACGUCUCCACGCUUCUCGUGCGCGAAAACCUCGCCGUUUCCCGCCAAAGUUCUGUCAAAUGCCGUCUUAUGUUUCCCACACCUCACCCAUCUGCACCUCUGCGACGGAAGCGUGGAACGGACCGACGACGCCUUUCUUAAUCACCUCGCAUCCGCAUGCCCUAAAUUCACGGCGCUCCAUGUGGGGAAGAACAUGACACCGGAUUUUCUCGCUGAUGGCUACGACGAAGGCAGGGAGGACGAGAACCCGGUGACCGCGGCUGGACUCGACCGUUUCUUCCGCCAGUGCUCGCAGCUGGAGCGGCUGUCGCUUCACUGCCUCACGUUCGUCGACCUACCGGCUUCGUUCUUUCAGCUGCUGCACCUGCGAGCUCUGGAUCUCACCGACGACUCGGCUCUCGAGUAUCCGGAUUUUGCGAACUUCUCUUCUCUCGCGAAUCUUUCGCUUGUGACGUCGGCUCGGAAUGGCUGUAGUCUUACAAAGCUCGUGGAAUUUUCAGGUCUCACCAGCCUAUCCUUCCGCAACGAGACUCGGCUGAGCUUAGGGGAAGAGCGUUAUCAUUUUCAGCGCUCGCCGGAUCCGGAUGCUGCUCCCUUCUCGUUCGCGCUGCUGUCCUCGCUAAAGUCGCUGCGAUUCGAUACAACACACAGCAGCUCUCCGCCGUUUGGCCUUAUGUUCCCGUCAGGGUCGCUGUGCAGAAACCUCGAACGGCCGCUGCUGACACAGUACGAUGGGCUCGAGCGUCUUCCUCAUGAAAUUGGAGAGUUGCUGCCGUGUCUACCGGAGCUGAGCAUUGCCUCCUGUGAAAAGUUUUCCGAACUGCCCGAGCAGCUGACUUCCCUGAUCUGUUUGCAGAGCUUGAAGAUCUCUUCGUGCAACGUUCUCAGCCUGCCCGAGAACUUUGGAGAGCUACCGGUUUUGAAAACGCUGGUGCUGCAUAAGCUGCCGAUUGUAGGUCUUCCAGAUUCCUUCCGCCAGCUCACGUCCCUGGAGACCUUUUUCAUUAUUGAAUGUGCUGAAAUGGAGAAACUGCCAGCAGGCUUCGCCAGCCUCACAUCGCUGAAGUCCCUCUGCCUCGAGACCGAGGAGCUGCAGCUUCCUGACGACUUUCGAGGGCUAGCUAGUCUUCAGACUCUCUUUCGAAGCAAAAAAUUCUCGCAGCAGCUGCUGCCAUAUUCAUUCACCAGGCUAUCAUCAUUAACCAGGCUUGAGCUCAACGUGUGCAUGAUUUCUGAACCCCCGGAGGGCAUGACUGCGAUGGGUAGCCUGCAGCAGCUGUACAUCCAUCAUUGCCUUCACAUCACGGAGAUUCCAGGGUCCAUCACGGUUCUCCCGAGACCCGAAAUUUUGAGGAUUAAAGGUUGCAGCAGCCUCUUGUCUGUCCCCAGGAGCUUGGUCAGCCUAGGAAGGCUCAAGGAGUUGGAGAUUUCAAAGUGUGAACUGUUAUUACAGCUUCCCGAAUCGCUACCAACAACGCUUCAGUUCUUGAGCCUGGGCGACGACUAGCGGGUGAUUCCUCUUCCAGAUAUAUCCAUGCUGUCAAGAUUGGAGAAGCUGAGGUUACGCAAUGUCAGUGUCAGUGGUGGGUUGAAGCUGGCCAUUAGCAGAGGGCUAUGUCGCCUGGAGCACUUGGAGCUGGUGCUGGAAGGAGGUGCGGUGGAGUUCCCCUUCCCCAUGACAUUCCUUUCUCGCCUAAAAACCUUGACAAUGACUGUUGCGAGCAUGAAGAAGCCUCCAGAUGAUAUUGUCUCAAGUCUGCUGCAGCUCAGGCAGCUACGGAUUGGAAGGGCCAAAGAAAUGGAUGAGCUGCCAGACUCUCUGACGAAGCUCCAGAACCUGACAUCUCUUCAGAUAUCUGCACCAGAGUUAACUUCCCUUCCUGACAGCAUUGGAGCAUUGUCCAAACUGCGUAAGCUGGAUCUGUCCAAGUGUUCAGCCGUUGAAUCUCUCCCUGCAUCCUUCACCCAGCUCUCCUGUCUCAAUGACCUGAGCCUGCAUGAUCGCUCCAUCCUCCGGUCCAGGCCCCAAGAAGUCAGGAAAAUUUUCCUGAUUUCGGAAAAAGACAGGGAGUUUCUCGGUACUUACCCUGAUUCUGCAGGGUUUUGUACAUGACACACCCUGUUUUUUCAGGUUUUUUGUAAGGGUUAACUCUGAUCGCUCAGCAAGGUUUCUUAGCGAACCCUGAAUUUCUCAGCAUUGUAGCGGGUCUUAGUCCUUUCCAAAAGCGUGUCUAGGGGGGGCGGUCAAGAAUUUCGAGGUUCUUAUCAGAAAUUAGAAUUGAAUGAUAGU
Messenger RNA from Closterium sp. NIES-67, 2619 nucleotides. NCBI's taxonomy places the organism in Eukaryota, Viridiplantae, Streptophyta, Zygnematophyceae, Desmidiales, Closteriaceae. The record is from the annotation of a GenBank genome assembly.